GAAAAACACACAACAGAUGAAUGAGCAAGAUAAAAUCCCACCAGACCUAACAAAUUAAGAGGAAAUAGGCAGUCUACCUGAAAAAGAAUUCAGAAUAAUGAUAGUAAAGAUGAUCCAAAAUCUUGGAAAUAGAAUAGACAAAAUGCAAAAAACAUUUAACAAGGACCUAGAAGAACUAAAGAUGAAACAAACAACGAUGAACAACACAAUAAAUGAGAUAUAUAAAAUGCCAGAUGUUUAAAAAUGGUUAAUAUUCCCUCAAAAAGGAAAACAUUGUUCUAAAAGGUCAUUUAGGUGUUAUUCCUGGGAGAUUUUAUGGCUGUUCUUCACCUGUUUAACAUUAUUAUCGAUAGUUCUUUUCAGAUUAUGAAUAAAUGGUUUGUGCUCUGUUUAUUCAUGUUAACAUUUACAUUGUAAAAUAUGCUUCUUACAGGAAUAUAAAUAGUUGCUGGAAAGAACACUGACAGCUUGAAAGCAAAAUGAAGCUCUUUCUAUUGCUUUCAGCCAUUGGAUUCUGCUGGGCUCAGUAUGCCCCAAAUACCGAAUCUGGACGGACAUCUAUUGUCCAUCUGUUUGAGUGGCGCUGGGUUGAUAUUGCUCUUGAAUGUGAGCGAUACUUAGCUCCCAAAGGAUUUGGAGGGGUUCAGGUUUCCUCACCCAAUGAAAAUGCGGUAAUUAAUAAUCCUUCAAGACCUUGGUGGGAAAGGUACCAACCAGUUAGCUACAAGUUAUGUACAAGAUCAGGAAAUGAGAAUGAAUUCAAAGACAUGGUGACUAGAUGUAACAACGUUGGUGUCCGUAUUUAUGUGGAUGCUAUAAUUAAUCAUAUGUGUGGAAAUGGUGUGGCUGCAGGAACGAGCAGUACUUGUGGGAGUUACUUCAACCCUGGAACUGAGGAUUUUCCAGCAGUCCCGUACUCUGGUUGGGAUUUUAAUGAUGGUAAAUGUAAAACUAGAAGUGGAGAAAUUGAGAGCUAUAAUGAUGCUUCUCAGGUCCGAGAUUGUCGUCUGGUUGGUCUUCUUGAUCUUGCACUGGAGAAAGAUUAUGUGCGCUCCACAAUUGCUGAAUAUCUGAACCGUCUCAUUGACAUUGGUGUAGCAGGGUUCAGAAUUGAUGCCGCUAAGCACAUGUGGCCUGGAGACAUGAAGGCAAUUUUGGAUAAACUGCAUAAUCUAAACAAAAGAUGGUUCCCUGCAGGAAGUAAACCUUUCAUUUACCAGGAGGUAAUUGAUCUGGGUGGUGAGCCAAUUAAAAGCAGUGAGUACUUUGGAAAUGGCCGUGUGACAGAAUUUAAAUAUGGUGCAAAACUAGGCACAGUUCUGCGCAAGUGGAAUGGAGAGAAGAUGUCUUACUUAAAGAACUGGGGAGAAGGCUGGGGUUUCAUGCCUUCUGACAGAGCACUUGUCUUUGUUGAUAACCAUGACAAUCAGCGAGGGAGUGGAGCUGGGGGAGCAUCUAUUCUUACAUUCUGGGACCCUAGACUGUACAAAAUGGGAGUUGGAUUUAUGCUCGCUCAUCCCUAUGGAUUUACACGAGUAAUGUCAAGCUACCGUUGGCCAAGACAUUUUGAAAACGGAAAAGAUGUUAAUAAUUGGAUUGGGCCACCAAAUAAUAAUGGAGUCAUUAAAGAAGUUACUAUUAAUCCAGAUACUACUUGUGGCAAUGACUGGGUCUGUGAACAUCGAUGGCGUCAAAUAAGGAACAUGGUUGUGUUCCGCAAUGUAGUUGAUGGCCAACCUUUUACAAACUGGUGGGAUAAUGGUAGCAACCAAGUAGCUUUUGGAAGAGGAAACAGAGGAUUCAUUGUCUUUAACAAUGAUGACUGGGCAUUAUCUUCAACUUUGCAAACUGGUCUUCCUGCUGGUACAUAUUGUGAUGUCAUUUCUGGAGAUAAAAUUGUACGUGGGCCUCUCACUGUUGUGGCCUCUCCCGUUGCGGAGCACAGGCUCCGGACGCGCAGGCUCAGCAGCCAUGGCUCACGGGCCCAGCCACUCCGCGGCAUGUGGGAUCUUCCCGGACUGGGGCACGAACCCGUGUCCCCUGCAUCGGCAGGCGGACUCUCAACCACUGCGCCAUCAGGGAAGCUCCUGAAUAUUCUUAUUAUUAGUUACUUGGAAGUAAGAAGAAGAAAGAGGAAAAAGAGAAGAAAAUAAGACUAAACAAAAACACAAGUCCCUCCAGUUAGAGAUUCCUACAUUAAUGUCACUUUAUCAGAGAGCCCCUUCCUUGACUACUCCUCCCUCUUUACCCCCAGUACGCAGACAUGGCAGAUACAGACUUGCGUGUUAUGUCU
This is a messenger RNA of Lagenorhynchus albirostris (white-beaked dolphin), 2293 nucleotides long. RefSeq names its product pancreatic alpha-amylase. Gene Ontology annotation, molecular function: cation binding; alpha-amylase activity. The coding region runs from base 480 to 2153 and encodes 557 amino acids. The record is from RefSeq and is a predicted model, not a curated record. Lineage: Eukaryota; Metazoa; Chordata; Mammalia; Artiodactyla; Delphinidae. The transcript is spliced from 11 exons. Gene Ontology annotation, biological process: carbohydrate metabolic process.